CGGCGCCUAGCAACAAUGCCUCCGAAGAGACAUCCAGAGGCAGUGGAUUAUCCUAGGUGGGAGGAGAGGAGUGCGAUGACCAGGAGACGUCACCGCAACAAUAGAUCAAAAUGGGACACGGAGAAGGACGACAGCAAAUGGAAUAGAGGGGAGAGUUCCCAGUUGUGGAGGCAAAACGAGCCGGUGCGUUUCCAACCCAUUAGGGAAGAGGAAGCAGCAACUGGGGGACCAGUGGGGGGUCAGAGAGAAAACGUGACAGAGGUACAGGAGAAACUAUCAAAAACUUCAAUCACUUCUCACUCAAAGGUAAGGUGGGGGAGCGAGGUUGGAGAGUAUGGAAUGGAGCAGGAAUUCUCCCAGAGGCCGGCGUCCUCUUCCUCUUCCUCGGUAGAAAGUUCGGCAGCAUCGAGAUUGAAACAGGGGUUAGAGAGGAAACAAACAGUGGACAAGAGUAGAAGAACAACGGCCCUGGACAGGAAUCAGAUGGAGGCGGUACAACGUUGCCUGGUACCUAUCUUGUGUUUACGGAUAGAGGAUAUCACUCUGUUCCUGUCCUUGGUCGGGGAAGAUGGAUCUCCAGUGAUCCCCUUAGCUGUGGUAGACUGCUGUCCGACGCCGACAAAAAUACUGGAAGUGACGAAGCAACUCUACGGCGAGCACGUUCCGGUGCGGCUAAUUCCGCAUUCCAUAAUGGAGAGCGUGAUCUUGGAGACGGUACAGGGCUAUGUCAAAAUGUACUUUCCCUUGCUGGAUGUCAGGAUCCCACCGGAAGUAGCAGGGAUCCUCCUACAUCGGGAUCUGCAGGCCCAGGUGAUUGAUGCAGAAACUGAUGUUUGGGGGAGAUGGGCAUGGAUGAAGGCGGCAAUAGGGAACGAGGAAUGGGUAUUUAUGACAGUCUAUGCUCCGACGGAUGCGGGGGAAAGGGCAAGAUUCUUCAAAAGGCUGAUGCAUCACAUACCAGUGGCUGAGAAACUAGUGCUAGCCGGGGAUUGGAACGUGUCCCUCGACGACGCCCUUAGGCCCGGGUCUCCAACAGCAGAUAGGCAAGAUGUGCGUGGUCUGCUGGAAUUCUGCUCGGAACUGGAACUCGCAGACCCGUUCCCGGUGCUGAAUCCGAAUGACCCGGGAUAUACCUGGGUCUCACAUCUCUAUAGGGACAGACAAGCGGUUACUAGAAGGAGGCUGGACUUCUUUCUGUUGGGCGAAGAACUGCAGAGCAGGGUGACAGCGGUCAGACAAGUGUGUGACCCGCUGUCGGACCACAAACCGGUAGUGACGGAUCUGCGAAUGCAGAUUGGAGUGGAGAGAGGGAAAGGCUUCUUUCGGUUGAACAGCCAAGUACAGGAGACCCCAGGGGUAAGAGAAUGGAUGACAGACCAUAUGAGGAAGUGGGAGGAAGCGAGAAGGUAUUUUGAGAACGCUGCACAGUGGUUAGAUGGAGGGUUAGCAAUUGCUAUAGGGGUACUAGAUGUGAUAUCUAGAACCUUGGCGAGGGAAAGAAACAGAAAAGAGGCGGACUGCAAGAGAAGAGUCGAGGAGGCAGAGUUGAGAAUGGAGGGACACCCAAUCUCGGCUAUGGUUUGGGCUGCAGAACGGGAGAGGCGUUUGUCGGAGUGGGAUAAUUUGCAACCAGAGAAGGAGAAACGGUGGACAGAGCUACUCAAAGUGAAAGGGAUCGAAACCAAUGACAAGAUGUCAAAGGAGACGUUCCAAAGACUCCAGCCUAGCCGAACGCAUCAUCAGAUGAUCGAGCUCAGACACCCGUUUGACGCCGCGGCUCCACCGGCUUGCUCAGCGUUGGGCAUGCUGCAUUAUGCAAGUCUUUACUACGCGGAUAUCCUCACCACCAGGCGACCGCAAGAUGACGUUAACUCUGACCUCUCUGUGGACUCGGACAUGUGGGAUGACACUUCGGUCAGACUCCAAACCACAGCAAGACUGGACCUGGACAGGCCAAUCACGAUGGAAGAAACAAGGCAAACGCUGAAGUCCAUGGCGAAGGGGAAGUCGCCAGGUGUGGACGGGCUGAUGGUGGAGUUUUACUCAGCAAAUUGGGAGGCACUCGGACGUCAGUUGGUAGAAGUCUACGAUGAAGUCUUGACAGGAGGCCGGUUGGGGAAGGGUAUGACGCACGGCAUCAUCUCGGUCCUGUUUAAGAAGGGUGACAAGGCGGAAGUUAGGAACUGGCGACCCAUCUCCCUCCUUAAUGUCUCAUAUAAGAUUCUGGCAAAAACGCUGGCUCGGAGAUUAGCCAGAUACUUACCGGACCUAAUAGAGAAGGACCAGGGGGCAUUUGUGCAGGGCCGUUCAAUAUUCAAUAAUAUUGUAACGGCCAUCGAAACACUGGAAAUAGUGCAGAGGGAAGAACUGGACACGGCAGGCCUUCUCCUUGAUUUGGAGAAGGCCUACGAUAAGGUGGGGUGGGCGUUCACACUCACCACACUGAGGAGAAUGGACUUCGGACGGGGUUUCUGCGCAUGGGUGAUCGCUAUGUAUACGCUGUCAACUUCGGCAGUCAUGAUCAACGGGCAUGUGUCAGAGGCCUUCCCUCUGUUGAGGUCACUUAGACAAGGGUGCCCGCUGGCGCCACUGGUCUUCGUAUUGCAGUUGGAGGUCCUGUUGAACAAGAUUCGGAGGCAUCCCAACAUUAGAGGCUUGGAACUGCACAGGGGUGAAGAGUGUCGGGUGAAGGCCCUAGCGGACGAUUUGUUUGCGGCCGGAGGAUGUAUGGGUAUGUUGGUUCUUACCUUCUUUCAGGAAGAGGAGAUUGAAGUCAGUGUUCUGGGAAGCUAUCCGGAAAGCCUGGAAGAAGGUCCCCCCGGAUGUGAGGUCUCCACCGUCUACCAAGGACGAAGUGUUGGCUCAGCCAUUUUGGACCAAUCCGGGGAAAGUUUUGCUGCAAAUGGAGCCACAGGGUUGUUCGGGCUCAGCUGGAUCAAGCGUGGGGUAGUGCGGAUCGCGGACAUCUGGUCCACGCUGUUAGGGACCUGGGCACCUGUCUCAGAGAUUAAAGCUUCACUCAGAGGCCUGCACAGAGUAGAAGAGCACAGGGACCAAAUUAUUAAUGCCAUCCCUCAGUCUUGGUUAGAUCUGCUGGGCCCGGAGGGAUUGGAUCCUCCAGGCACGUGGUACACUUCGACACAGGAGGAGGAGGCGAAUGUGGUUUGGAAAGUAACACAAAUCACCGAGAGCGGGUUCAGAAAGGUGGAGAGGUGGAAAUGCGAGGGCCCAAGGAACACGCUGUCAUUUGUGGAAGAAGAAGUGAUCCGCGUCUGGGACAACCCUGCUCAGAUCAGGGUGGUGGUGGAACGGAGCAGACGACCGGCAGCAGAAGUUCUCACGUGGAUAGGAAAGGUUCCUCUGAGAAAACUGUGCAUUGAUCCUACGGCAUGGGGCUGGUACUUGAGAGACUAUACAGUCUCCAACGGAUAUCGUCUAGCGGCAGUGUACUCUCUCUCCCCUUUCUCUCUCUCGCCAUCGCUGCAAGGAAAAGUGAGACCUCUUGGAACUUUCAUCUACUCGAAGGAUCGGAGUGGUGGAGGGCUCGAACGGCGGUUUGCCGCCGGAAACCUGUACGUAGUUCAGAGUGGUGGGGACCACCACAUCCAUUCCUUCGACGAAGCUGAUGGCUCAAUCACUGGCGAUGGCCACGCUCGCUCAUCGAGGGCAGCGGCGUCAGCCUCAUCGUCUUCUUCGUCGUCGUUAGCAGGAGCGGAAGCUGGAAGGACGAAAGAAACCAAGUCAGCUUCCCACCCUUCCUCCUCCUCCUCCUCCUCCUCCUGGGUCCAGAGAGGCGCUUCGUUAUCGGUCGUUACUCGCAGAGACGAGGUGGCGGAGAAGGAGAAGAGAGGCGCUGCCAGCUCUCUGCGGGCAGACUCUUCCUUGUCGUUGCAUUCUGACGAAGAGAAGGAGGCAAACGAGGGGGAGGAGGUGGAGGAGGGAGAGGAGAGGGAGGAGGAGGAGGAGGAGGGAGGGAGGGAGGGGAAACCGAGGAAGAGAGAGGAAGAGAGGGAGGAGGAGGAGAAGGAAAUGAGGGACGGGACAGGGAGGACGAGGGAGAAGAAUAAGGAUGUCGAGAAGCAGAAGAGGGCGAACCGGCCGAUCUACCAGGCCUUCAGCCGGCAAGAGGACUACCUUAUGCCGAAGAUGUAUGGGUGCGCGAGACUUCGUAAUCCGAAGCUUCAGCUCAACUUCGACAAAUGGCGAUGGCAGCCGCAGGACUGCAGUCUGCCCGAGUUCAACGGCGAAGACUUUCUUAAUCGCUUGGUCAAUAAGACGGUGGCCUUCGUCGGCGACUCCUUGGCCUCCGAGCAGCUGCUCUCGCUAAUGUACUUGGUGGGCGCGACGUGGUCGGAGGCCAAGGACCACCGGCAUCGCCGCUCGAAGCAGCGUCACAAGGGGCCGUCGGAUUGCUGGGUGAUCCCGGGGGGCCAAAAGGCAGCGCAGGAGAGACUACGAGCAAGAUUCGCACGCACAACAGGACUCGCUGCGAGGUAUCUGACCGCAAAUGCGACCAAGUUCGGUCAAACGACCGGUGACGGCAGUGGCACUACCUCCUCAGGAGCGGCCAGACCAGGCGCAGGAAGGGCAGAGGAGGAGGGCGGGGAGGGCUCAACAAGUAGUAGACGACGUCUGUCAACAGAUAGACGACUUGGUAGAUCAGCAGAAGACGGACGAAGUGGAGGAGGAGGAGGAGGAGGAGGAGGAGAAGGUGGGGGAGAAGACCGGGAUACGGACGAGCUGCCGCUUGUGAUUCACAGUGAUCUUACCGACUUUGGAACGGAUCAGGAGCCGGGAUCGGGACCUUAUCCGGAACCGGGCGAGGCUCCGACUUGCCCGAAAAUAGGUAGAAGACGCUGGAGCCACUGGUUUCCUAGCACCAACACCACCUUCGCUUUCUUCUUCACUCCAUACGUAGUCGAUCAAUACCAUAACGAUAACGGAUCUGCCAUGAAGAAGACGAACUCCUCAUCGUCGACACGCUCGCUGCUGCAGCAGGGUGACGGCCGCCAUAGCUCGAGCUCGAUCUCGGCAUCGUCUUCCAGCACACUGUUGCCCCCAUUGCCUCAGAAAUGCGGUAAGGGGGGUAUCUUAGACAUUGACAGCCCGGUCGAAUUCUUGAAGAAGAACGUCGAUAGAUUCGAUGUGAUUGUGAUCAGCUCGUUUCAUCACUGGCAUGAGAGGUCGUUGAUGUGCACAAGAGUGCACGCGGGAGGGGUCCCGAUGGCCUGGUCGCCGGCCGAGUCUCGGGACCAGAUGCUGGCGGCGAUGGCCACGUGGCUGGACGAGAAGCUCGAUCACGAACGCCAGCUGGCGUUCGUACGGUCCUUCCCGCCAAAUCAUUUCGUGAAUGGAGCGUGGAACACAGGCGGGUCUUGUCAUCACUUCACGGCGCUGAUUGGACAAGAAGAGCUGAGGAAGUACGCCUUCGCGCGCAGAGACGAAGGAGCGGAGAAGGCGGUGGAGGGCACCAGAGUGCAGUUGUUGAACAUUACGUACCUGAGCAGCUUGAGACCGGAAGCCCAUCCGGCGGACCGCGAUGAGAAGAACUCCACCGGGCCGCAAGAUUGCGUGCAUUGGUGCCUUCCGGGGAUCCCAGACGUGUGGAACGAGAUGCUGUACGCCAGGCUCGUGCUGGCGUCGCGGUCGAAUCCACGCUGGCUGCCAGUUGCAGCCGGGAAUGUCAGAAGGUGACUUCAAGCCUUUACCAUCUCGACA
Molecule: messenger RNA, 5718 nt
Organism: Chara braunii
Lineage: Eukaryota; Viridiplantae; Streptophyta; Charophyceae; Charales; Characeae
Source: the annotation of a GenBank genome assembly